GUUUUAAAAAAUGACAUCCUUAAUUGUGUUAAACUAAAUUUUUAUAACAACGAACGAAUUAAAUUUUAGGUGAGAUCUUUGAUGACACGCGACUUAAUAAAUAAUUUCGAUAAACGUUUCCAUAGCAACGCAUAUAUAGUACCACGUAUAUAAAGAUACUAACUUAGACAUACUCUUCCUAGAGAGAAACCAAGAGAAAAAAAAAAGAGAUGAAUCAGAUAGAAGAAAAUAUUAGUAGUCCUUGCAGCGCCACAACGCGUUUUACUGUGGCUAUUUCUGACGACACGUCUACGACGUCGUCAACGGUUUUUUUUAUCAUGGGCACAUCGUGUUUUAUAUUUAGAUAGGAACAUAACUGAAAUUAGAUGCUUGUAUCAAGAACGAAGAGAUAAACGCCAGCCGAUGAAAUCCGAGUGAUCGGCAAAUUUAUUUAGUGUCUGUCAGGACUAAAGAAAAAUAAUUAAUUUGAAAAAUAUAAAAAAAAAGAAAAAAAAUGGCACCAGACAGACCCGAUCAAUCGGGAUUGGAGACAACAUGUAAUUUAACCGUUACACGAGUUUUUAAUAUUGGCGAUGCAGUAGUGACACUGAAAGAAGCAGAUAAUGCUAGUGCAUUUGCUGACAAGAAUAAUGUUAAUAUAGGUGAUAUAGCUUCAUCAGAUAUUAUCAAUAAUCCUCCGAUUGUUAAAAAUCUAAAUGAAUUUGGUAGUGCAUUAAUAGUUAAACAAAAUCAAUCCGACGACGAUCUUACGUCGUUAACGUGGCUUCAUCAGCAAAAUCUUCUUAAAGGGUUAGAAAUUUCAAGUCCUACCAAAAGUAUCAAAGAUGAAAAUAUUAAUAAUAACAACAAUAAUAAUAAUAUUAUUAAUAAUAAUAAUAAUAAUAAUAAUAAUAAUAAUAAUAAUAAUGAUAACAAUAAUAACAAUAAUGUAUGUGAGGAUAGUACAGAACUUUCAGAAAAUACAAACUCUACAUCAAGUAUUGAUGAUAAUUAUUUUUCAGGAAAAUUAUGCCAAAGUAAUCAAAACUCUGAUCAGAAUUAUGAAAAAUCCGAGCCAUUCUUUCAGGACACUAGGAAAAAUUCUUACAUUGGAACACAACAAAGUAAUCAAGUCAAGAUAUCAUUGAACAACAAUAAUUUACCAGUUUCAAAUCGCAAUAAACAUCCAACUCACAUACCUUACGAUCCUCAUUUGCAUAAAAAUAGUAAACCGCCGUAUUCAUUUUCUUGCCUUAUCUUCAUGGCAAUUGAAGAUAGUCCAAUGAAGGCAUUACCAGUUAAAGAAGUCUAUGCUUGGAUACUUGAUCAUUUUCCUUACUUUAGAAAUGCACCAACUGGAUGGAAAAAUUCUGUUAGGCAUAAUCUAAGCUUAAACAAGUGUUUUCGUAAAGUGGAAAAAGCACCAAAUUUAGGAAAGGGAUCAUUAUGGAUGGUAGAUGAUCAGUAUCGUCCAAAUUUAAUUCAAGCGUUAUCGCGAGCGCCCUUCCCUCCACCAACUGGACAAAAUAUUUCUUCACCAGACAAAACUAUGAAAAAAAAUACUAGUACACGACUUCCUGAUCCUGUGUUGUUCCCUUAUUUAUCUAAGAGGCUUGCAUCAAGUAAUAUUACUGAUAGUCCAGAACUUGAAUUUGACAGUGACGUUGAUGCUGCUGCGGUUGCUAUGCUUUCUUUUAAACAUGGGCCUAUUAUUCUUAAUCAUAAUAAAGAGCGAAAACGAAAAUCUAAUAUUGAACCCGAAAAAUUGAUACCUGUAAUUACGCGAAGUUCUAGUGAAGAUCAUACAUAUAGCUGUAUAACUUCCUUGAAAUCUGACAGUAAAGCGUCGAAUAGCUUAAUCUUAGACGAUACGGGAACAGACGUUGAUGAACAACGUAAAAUAGCCGAAGGCGCGGAUGCUCUACUCAACCUUGCUGGAGUGGCUUUUGUUAAUAACAACAAUUGCUGUACGCAUAAUUCUCAAGAACUAACUACAAAUACCGUCAGUACAAUUGCAGUGAAUCAUACCAUCCAAUUGCCGUCAGUACAGGUAUCCCCAUCUAAAUCAAAGCGACGCAUCAUCUCGAGCGAUUACUCUAGUCUACCAGACAAACGACGUAAGCGCUGGCGCGAGUGGGGUGAAAGUAAUAGGUACCCUAAACAAAUCCGGGGUUAGUGAUAAGUGUUUGUUCAUGGUUUUUCUCUUUCGGAGAAAAAGAAGAUUUUUUUAAAACGAGAUGGAAUUAAUAAUUAGCUGUACGUCAACUCUACACAGUGGCCAAAGUUAUAUUUUCAAAAAAAAAAAACUAAAGAUUCUAAGAAAAGUAGUUAAUAAAUGGUGAAGGAAUUCAAAAAAUAAUAAUAAAAUUUGAAGUGUUUUUUUCGAUUAUAGUUUAAUAGAGAUUUAUUAUAUUUAUUAUUAUUGGUGCAAAUAAAUCUCUUAACACAUGGUAAGUAUGUUGAAAAAAAGCACUGAAAUACGAGCAAUAAUAGAAAUGAUUAAAUGAUAAUUAUUAGUAAGAGAUAAAUUAUAUAUAUAUAUAUAUAUAUAUAUAUAUAUAUAUAUAUA
This is a messenger RNA of Microplitis mediator, 2548 nucleotides long. RefSeq lists its product as uncharacterized. NCBI's taxonomy places the organism in Eukaryota, Metazoa, Arthropoda, Insecta, Hymenoptera, Braconidae. The transcript has 6 exons. The coding region runs from base 494 to 2155 and encodes 553 amino acids. The record is from RefSeq and is a predicted model, not a curated record. Gene Ontology annotation, biological process: regulation of DNA-templated transcription. Gene Ontology annotation, cellular component: nucleus. Gene Ontology annotation, molecular function: DNA-binding transcription factor activity; cis-regulatory region sequence-specific DNA binding.